AUGUCGGAAGCAGAUACUUCGCCGCCAGCGACAAAGCAAGAAAAGAUCGCAUCGGCAGUUGCUCCGUCCAGUGCUGCCGCUGCUUCACAACCAACUGGCGACGAGGCCAGCACGGAUGUCUCGUCUGAAGUCAAACAAGUUCCAACGCCCAAAUUUGUAUUAACUGAAAAGGCACUCGAUGAUGCCUUCAACGAUAUGUGGGCCAAUAACGCCAACGCCAUCUCGCAUUGCUACUCGAACACAGAUGCACUCAAAGUGGACUUUACAAGGACCGGCAAGAGGAGCUUUUUUGGCAUGAUUAAUGAUGCCACUAAUUCUGUCUACCGGAUGGUUCAAGGAGCCGUUACCGACUUUUUCCGCCAAACCGUGCUUGAUUUCACUUACGGCUCCAUCGGCCUGUCUGGCCUUGAACGUUACUAUGACGAUCUCAAUAGCCGCGAUCCAUCUGACUCGAUCCGUCUAGCCCGCAUUCGUGCUUCGGCCAUUGAAAGCUGUCGUCGAGAAGUGGUGCCCGAGUCGGAAGGCCUGAUUGGCGGUUGGACACUUUGCUCGCCCUUAAAGGCAAACACAGUUCAAGCGCUCAAAUUGGAAGAGAAGGUUGUACUUCUUACGGCCAAAGCUCUCUACGUUUGUAGCUACGACUUUGGCAGUGAAAAGCUCAACGAGUUUACAAAGCUGCUCAACGGCGAUAUUGUUGGCAUCCAGGAAGGACUUUAUGUUACCUCACCCCAAGAGUCCUCGCAUCCAGAAGACAAUUGGGGCUUUGUGGUGACGUAUCUCAAAUCGAUUUCGCGAAGCAACACGACGGCUUCCAUCAAGAACGUCACAACUACCACGGCCGCCUCUGCUCACGUUUCUGAAUCCGCUCAAUGCAUCUUGGCGUUCCGCGCCAUUUCUGACGAGAUUGAUGAUCUGACCACUCUUUCCAGUGCCAAACCGGCGACGUUUCGCUCGCGACAUCUCGAUCACACGGUCAAACGUCGUCGAUCCAGGUCGCGAGUCGCCAAGAUCACUUCUUCUGAGGACACGGAUGAUGAUACGGAAGACGGCUGCAUGUCGUCACAGCAAAAGGUCAAGAUUAUUGUCGAGCUCUUAUGCAACUGCUGCAUGGAUGCUGGCGCCUUUGAUCCCGACGCAGAGCAAGGUGAACACCCAUCAUCGCCUUUCGUGAUGCACAAGACCAUUCACAGUCUCGAUGAAGCUAAAGCAAUGAUGCCUCUCUUUGGCCCGCUCAUUGAAGGCCUCAAGCGUCGCCUCUGGCUUUGA
This is a messenger RNA of Mycosarcoma maydis (corn smut), 1266 nucleotides long. RefSeq lists its product as uncharacterized. Gene Ontology annotation, biological process: phosphatidylinositol dephosphorylation. The transcript has 3 exons. Gene Ontology annotation, cellular component: endoplasmic reticulum. Bases 1 to 1266 code for a protein of 421 amino acids. NCBI's taxonomy places the organism in Eukaryota, Fungi, Basidiomycota, Ustilaginomycetes, Ustilaginales. Gene Ontology annotation, molecular function: phosphatidylinositol-4-phosphate phosphatase activity. The record is from RefSeq and is a predicted model, not a curated record.